Molecule: messenger RNA, 759 nt
Organism: Suillus discolor
Lineage: Eukaryota; Fungi; Basidiomycota; Agaricomycetes; Boletales; Suillaceae
Exons: 2
Source: RefSeq, a predicted model, not a curated record
UGGACUCAAUCAUGCUGGACCAACCCACUAGUGUCUUCAGCACAGUUUGUUGCCCAGGUGAACAAAGUACAACAAAUUGUUCUUGGCAUUUCUGGUGACUCUCUGUAUACCACCAUCGCCUCAACCCAUACUACCACAUUAGAAUCGCUGGACUUGGAGGGUGAUGAUGAUCCGACUCUCACUGAAGAUAUACCGCAUGUCAACUCAGACCAAGCUGCCCUCACAGACCUUCUGGAGGGUGAUAUGGGGCCCUUAGAUCAUGACAACGCCAAUGGCACCACAAAUUUCAGCAACAUUGUUGACGUGAACAUUCUCCAAUGGGAUGUCUCUAAGAAUCUUCUAAUUGAUGACUACAUUCCAGCUUGUGAAUCGAACAUUGUCAUGCCUGGCACCCUUACAGCGCAAGUCCGACCUCCUUGUGAUGGAUUUCCCCAUCAGAUUUUUGAACUGAAAGACAUUGACAUUCUCUGUUUACCUACAGCAUAUCUCAAUGACGUCUGCAUUAACAGUUGCACUGCUCUACUCUACUCCGAACUCAAAGUUCUCAAUGUCUCUUGCAUGAUACUCUCCACUCACGAUCUUCCAUGCAUCCGAUACAAUGCACCUGAUGAAGUCAUCUGGCAUCAAUGUUCAUGGACACAUUAUUGGGAGAAGGACAUAUGGGUGCUUGCUAUACAUCGACCCUCCCGCAUUGGGUAUUGGGUAUUUUGUGCCAUUUACCUGCCCUUCAAGGAGUUGCACCUCUUUGAUAGCCUUUGA